UGCGAGCCCUAGCACCGCCCGCCCUGCACGCUGCCCACAACAUUGGAUCUAUUGUUUUUAUGCAAAACAUACGUUGGUAACAUGAAUGUGAUUUUAUGCAUGGAUGACAGCCGUGGGACGUCAAUGGAAUUAAGAAAAUAAUAAGGGAUAACAAACGAGACUUGGUGCCAAAUCUACUGUUAUUUAUAUUUCCACAAUGAGUCAUACCUAUUUCCGAAGUUUUACAUCACGCGACAUGUCCUUGGUGCCAAUAGCUUUUGCAUUAAUAACAUACCUAUCUAGUGCUUGCGGUACAACCUUGACGCCCAAGCCUGAUACUACAGUAUCAUUGAAUAUUCACGAGGCUAUAUUUAUUCCCUCAACUGAUCAUAGUAUUAAACCAUUAACGCCAACAGAAGGUUCGGCUGAUAUUACUUUAGCAACAGAGGAAAGCGUUAAAACAACAAGAGCUUACGAUGCUACAGAGAGGCCUGUAGGCCGUUUAACGACUCAAGCGUCUCUCACAAAAGGGUUCGUGAAAAGUGCAAGAAGGCAAAAGUUAAACACUAUUUCUAGUGCACUAGAAAGCGCAGUGCAUCCCUCUGCCCGGCUUCAAAGUCGCCUCGAGGCGAUAGAUUGUGAUUUGCCCGUUCUGCCGAGAGAAUCUCGUUUAUGGAGGGGGAACGAAACACACGAAUUGAAUUUGCCUAUAACGGGGUGCGCGGGAGGAAGGGGUGGCGACGAGGAGUGCCCUCAGGUCAUCGUGUCUUGGGAGGGCUCCGCCGACAUACAGAGUGGAGACAUCCUUAUCGUCCGCAUCUCCGACUCUUUGUUGCUCGAUGUUCACAACGACUCCAACGACGCGAACUCAUCGCAACCUGCCCUCGAAAGGACACAUCACUUAGCCCUUCAGCCAGCCGUAUAUCAGGUUACUCGACAAGGACACGAGCACUGUGAUGUUUCAGAAGGAAUGCUACUUGAUAUUACUCCCUUGGAUGAGCACGCAGCGAAACUAUUUACUCUAUACGAUAAAGAUUUAACUGAAGGCGUCAAUUUGUUAAUAGUUGUAUCUGAGAAUUGGGGGUCACAAUGCGUCCGUUUGAAAGUGACCGUCAAGUCAGAUAACUGUGGCGAGUCUCAAGAUUGUUCUGGGAAAGGAGCAUGUUACACAAACAUAUCCAUGGAAGGUUACGAGUGUCAAUGCUGCCCAGGAUUUAUGGGGCCACACUGCGAAGACAGGGACGCUUGUAAUCCAUCACCAUGUUUGAAUAAUGGCAUAUGUGUCGACCUCACGCAACCUCUCAACGGAGCUAACUAUCACUGCCUAUGUCCAUAUGGCUUCACAGGUAGGAAAUGCGAAAAAGAUCCAUGUUUUUCCUCACCCUGUCUUAACGGUGGGUCGUGUAUGAGCAUGGCUAUGAAUGGUUCUACUACGUUCCAUUGCGCGUGCACAGAUGAAUGGACUGGAAUGCACUGUGAGAUGCCAUCCACGGGCGGCGCCUGCGCAGACAAGCCUUGCGUAAAAGGUUUAUGCGUUGAACAAACCGAUGAAGAGGAUGGGCCGAAGUAUCGUUGCUUCUGUGAGCCUGGGUAUACUGGAGACAAAUGUGAAUUGGAAUACAAUGAAUGCGAGUCGUCUCCUUGCGCGAACGGCGGCACUUGCACUGACCGCGUGGGAGGGUUCACUUGCGCAUGUGGACGAGGCUACAAUGGACCGACUUGCCAGUUUAAGGUGGACCUAUGCUUACCAGACCCCUGUAAUGAACACCAAUACUGCGUAGACCAUGGUAACAGCUAUACAUGUGAAUGUCCACACGGAUUCGUUGGUGAAGAGUGCCACAUACCAGCCACAUCGAUCUGCGAUAAUAACCCUUGCGCUCAUGGUGGUACCUGUUGGAGUGGAGUAGAUUCAUUUUAUUGCUCCUGCAGACCGGGAUACACAGGCCGACUAUGUGAAGAGGACUUUAUCUUGGAGCCAGUGAUAGAUGGUGACGUAGACGUUGACUCUGAAUCACAAGGAGGAGGAUCUGUGCGAGUAAUGCGGCUGCCUCUUGGCCUGUACCAUGAUCGACUCCACAACGUCUAUAUUGCGGCUGGGACCCUCGGAGCGGCGAUUGCUAUUGUCGGAGUUGUGGUAACAGCGUGUCAUUGCCGCGUGAACAAAACUUACUCUCGCCUGUUAUCCGGAUUAUCCGCACGAGUCUCCGAAGCUGGUCCUCCACACCACUGGCUCCAGGACAAACGGGAACCGAACCCCGCUCCCUUCCAACCUCCUACUUCUUUCGACACAACAGAUAUGUACUACACCCUGGACUUCAGCGAUAAUCAGAGCUCACCCCUUAUUCAAUAGCCAUUACUUAUGGACUGUUCCGAAGGGGAACGGUUCAAAAUACAAAUAUAAAUGCUUGUAGUGCGCUUGCGCUGUAAGUCAUUGUCUUAUUAUUUUAGAUGUGGAAAAUUAUUUAUUCUGACAAAAAUAUUAUUAAACAUUCAUCUUUAAUUUUAUAAACUAUAGCUAAGCAUUUAAAAAGCUUGGAAACAAUACUCUUAUCUUAGUUAAUUUUAACUCGUCCUUCUGAUAUACAGAAGGUUCACCGUAGAAUUUAUCCAAUAUCAUAUCUUGUAUUUCUGUCCUUAGACAUUUAUGUUCUUCUUAACGGAAUUGUUGUUAAAGGUGACGAAAGUAUUCAAUAUUUUGUUAGUGAAUUGUUUUAAUGCAAAGAUUUUUUCCUUAGUUUUAUAUACUGCUAUUGCAAUGUAGAUUUUAAUCUUGGCUUCAAAUGUGUAGGAAUUCAUAUCUAUAAGCAAUAAUUGUGGCUAUUUUAUGUAUUUCAAUUAGUUUCUUAGAUUAACUGUGGUAUAAUUAUAAAAUAUGUCAUGUAGCGUACAAUGUUUUUUUUGCGCGUGAUUUCAAUAGUUCUGGAAUAUAGGUGUGAUAUUAUUAAACUAUUAAUUUAUUAGUCAAUAAAUUAUAAAGAUUCGAAAAAUGUACUCUUUGACUUUUUAAUUAAAUAUUCUAUGUGUUAAAUUAAUUAAAAAGAAGUGACUGAAGUUCCUUUUGUUAUCGAGGUUAAGAUGUUUUUUUUUUCAUAAAUCUAAGUGCCUCCGAGAUACAAAGCAUUAAGGAUUUUGAUAAUCCAACGAUUAUGUAUAUUUUUAAAUUUCUACCAUUUACUAAGGAGUUUCUCGAUUUGAAAUGUUUAUGCUUUGUUAGUUUAAAUUCACUAUUAUCUUUUGAUCAUUUAUUAAGUUUUUAUAACAAGUACAUGUUGUUAUAAAAGUAUACGUAUAUUUCGCCUUAAUGCUUU
Pieris brassicae (large cabbage white) is the source of this 3287-nucleotide messenger RNA. It is a transcript of the gene wry, whose product is annotated as delta and Notch-like epidermal growth factor-related receptor. Gene Ontology annotation, molecular function: Notch binding; calcium ion binding. NCBI's taxonomy places the organism in Eukaryota, Metazoa, Arthropoda, Insecta, Lepidoptera, Pieridae. The transcript has 12 exons. The coding region runs from base 197 to 2329 and encodes 710 amino acids. The record is from RefSeq and is a predicted model, not a curated record.